This is a messenger RNA of Funneliformis mosseae, 237 nucleotides long. Lineage: Eukaryota; Fungi; Glomeromycota; Glomeromycetes; Glomerales; Glomeraceae. The record is from the annotation of a GenBank genome assembly.
AUGAUCAAAAUGAGUCUGAUAAAAAUAAUACUGAUAAAGAAAUGAAAUCUUUAUUAAUAUUUGGUCAAGAUUAUAGUAGUGGAUCAAGAAGUUAUAGUGGUAGAUCAAAAGAUUAUAGUAGUAAAUCAAAAGAUCACAGUAGUAAAUCAAAAAAUCACAAUGGUAGAUUAAGAGGUUAUGAUAGUAGAUCAAAAGAUUACAGUAAUAGAUCAAGCAGUUGUAGUGAUGAAUCGAGAG